AUGAACAGCAUCGGUGAGGAACACUAUCGGCUCGUGGAACAUCUUUAUGACUGCACGAGGAAGGCUCACAGUUAUAAAACUACCAAAAGACGCCUAUCUCUGAAAAUUGUAGAGCUGAUACGUCAGCGUGAAACCGCACGAGCAGCAGGCAACCAGGAACUCAAGCCCGGGAUCGCAUGGCUUUGCGGAGAGGCGAUAAAAGAAGACCUAAAAGAGAGAAGAGCAGAAGUGUUGGCUGAAGCUGCAGAAGAGCAUUCGCUACGCCAAUCGAGAAUUCGCCAAUCGAAGGACGAGGAUGAGAGCUCUCCGGAACCCGAAUGGAACAGGCAUAGCAUCGAGAAGAGGAAUGGAGAAAAUCAUUCACGACUUCUACUCUGA
Messenger RNA from Necator americanus (New World hookworm), 378 nucleotides. RefSeq lists its product as uncharacterized. The transcript has a single exon. The coding region runs from base 1 to 378 and encodes 125 amino acids. The record is from RefSeq and is a predicted model, not a curated record. Lineage: Eukaryota; Metazoa; Nematoda; Chromadorea; Rhabditida; Ancylostomatidae.